This is a messenger RNA of Beta vulgaris subsp. vulgaris (sugar beet), 3072 nucleotides long. Its product is annotated as alpha-glucosidase. NCBI's taxonomy places the organism in Eukaryota, Viridiplantae, Streptophyta, Magnoliopsida, Caryophyllales, Amaranthaceae. Bases 178 to 2853 code for a protein of 891 amino acids. Gene Ontology annotation, molecular function: carbohydrate binding; hydrolase activity, hydrolyzing O-glycosyl compounds. The record is from RefSeq and is a predicted model, not a curated record. Gene Ontology annotation, biological process: carbohydrate metabolic process. The transcript has 6 exons.
CUAAAUGUUUCACGUUCUACAUUUUCCUGAUUGAAGAAAAGUUUAAGUUAGACUAAACUUGGCAAAUUCUUCUGCAAAGUAACAAUUGAUUGCACAAACUAAUCAUUUCUAGAAUUUCUUUAAGGCACAAGUUAGCAGACAAGAAGUUUAGCAGAAGAUUGGAACAAGAAAAAAGAGAUGAAAAUCCCAUGUUUGGCUCUAGGAAUAGUAUUACUACUACACCUAUAUUUGGUGACUGAAAUUUCAUCGACGUCGGAACAUAACGAUGAAGGGACGAUAAUCGGGUAUGGAUACAAGGUUAAAUGGGCAAAGGUUGACUCGGCCUCCCGUCGAACGUUGACCGCCAUGCUUCAGCUUGUGAAGAAUUCCUCCAUUUAUGGACCUGAUAUUCAGCUCCUUUCCCUUACUGCCAGCUUGGAGUCCAACGACCGUCUAAGAGUCCGAAUCACCGAUGCCACAAACCAACGAUGGGAAAUUCCACAUCACCUCUUCCACCGCCGUCAACCACCGCACUCUCCUCUCUUACCACCUCCCACCACCACCACUCAACGCAAACUCCUCCUAUCCCACCCAUUCUCCGACCUCACUUUCUCUCUCCUCAACACUUCCCCCUUUUCCUUCUCCAUCUCUCGCAAAUCCACCAAGGACGUCAUCUUCGACACCACACCUAUCUCAUCUAAUCCCAACACUUUCCUCAUCUUCAAAGACCAAUACAUCCAACUCUCAUCCUCUCUCUCCUCUUACCGGGCCCAUCUUUAUGGGCUUGGUGAACACUCAAAGCCCAAUUUUCUAUUGGCCCAUAACCAGACUUUUACUAUGUGGAAUGCUGAUAUUCCUAGUAGUACUGCUAAUGUUAACCUUUAUGGGUCCCACCCUUUUUACAUGGAUGUUAGGUCUUUCCCUGUGGUGGGGUCCACUCAUGGUGUGUUGUUGAUGAAUAGUAAUGGGAUGGAUGUUGAGUAUAGUGGUGAUAGGAUUACUUAUAAGGUUAUUGGGGGUAUUAUUGAUCUUUACUUUUUUGCUGGCCCUACUCCGGCCCAAGUUGUGGAGCAGUUUACUCGCCUUGUUGGACGUCCUGCACCUAUGCCUUAUUGGGCUUUUGGGUUCCAUCAAUGCCGUUAUGGUUAUCAUGAUGUUUACGAGCUUCAGUCUGUGGUAGAUGGAUAUGCAAAAGCUAGGAUUCCUUUAGAAGUAAUGUGGACGGAUAUUGAUUAUAUGGAUGCUUACAAGGAUUUCACUCUUGAUCCUGUCAAUUUUCCUCUAGACAAGAUGAAGCAAUUUGUUAAACAACUUCACAAGAAUGGGCAAAGAUACGUAGUGAUUUUAGAUCCUGGUAUCAGCACAAAUCAAACAUAUGGAACAUUCAUUAGAGGAAUGCAACUUGAUGUCUUCCUCAAGCGUAAUGAUAAACCAUACCUUGGUUCUGUCUGGCCUGGACCUGUAUACUUUCCUGAUUUCCUAAAGCCUUCUUCUUUGACCUUUUGGACCAAUGAGAUUAAGAGAUUUCUAAAUAUUUUGCCUGUUGAUGGUCUUUGGGUUGACAUGAAUGAAAUAUCGAACUUUAUUACCUCUCCGCCGGGAUCUUUGCUUGAUGAUCCACCUUACAAGAUCAAUAAUGCUGGGGUCAGGCUACCCAUUAUAACCAAGACUGUCCCACCAACUGCCUUGCACUAUGGUAAUGUUUCUGAAUACAAUGUUCAUAACUUAUUUGGAUACAUUGAAGCUAGAGUCACUCGUGCAGCCCUUGUUAAAGUCACCAAGAAAAGGCCAUUUGUACUCUCCAGAUCAACAUUUAUUGGCUCUGGAAAGUACACUGCACAUUGGACAGGAGAUAAUGCUGCAACUUGGAAUGAUCUUGUAUACUCAAUUCCAUCUAUGUUGAAUUUCGGACUUUUCGGAAUCCCAAUGAUUGGGGCAGAUAUAUGUGGUUUUCUUGGGAACACAACAGAAGAGCUUUGCCGUCGUUGGAUACAGCUGGGGGCAUUUUAUCCUUUCUCAAGAGAUCAUUCAUCAAUUGGUACAACCUAUCAGGAGCUUUACAGAUGGGAUUCUGUAGCUGCUACGGCUAGGAAAGUCUUGGGACUCCGCUACAUGCUUCUCCCUUACUUUUAUACGUUGAUGUAUGAGGCGUGUGUGAAAGGAAUCCCUAUAGCACGUCCUCUUUUCUUUUCUUUUCCAGAGGACAUGAAAACUUAUGGUAUCAACUCGCAAUUUCUCCUUGGUAAUGGUAUAAUGGUUUCACCUGUCCUCGGACCUGGUUUAGUAUCUGUGAGUGCUUACUUUCCAAGAGGAAACUGGUUCAAUUUGUUCAACUAUUACAGUUCAGUGACAGUUUUCACUGGGAGACGUGUUACCCUUAGUGCACCCCCUGAUCAUAUCAACAUUCAUAUUCGAGAAGGGAAUAUUGUGGCCAUGCAAGGCAAAGCCAUGACAACCCGAGCAGCACGAAGGACGCCAUUCCAUCUAUUGGUGGUUAUGAGCGAUCGUGGGACAAGCUUUGGGGAGUUGUUCUUGGAUGAUGGGAUUGAGAUGACUAUGGGAGUGAAGGGAGCCAAAUGGACCUUUGUGAAAUUCAUUGCCGAAUCAGCAAAACAGACUAAAGUUAUCAGCUCAAAUGUUGUUAAUGGCAAAUUUGCUGUGACCCAGAACUGGUUCAUUGACAAGGUUACCAUUUUGGGUUUGAGGAAAGGAACGAAGUUCAUGGGGUAUACGGUGCACGUGGGAGUUGUUACGAGAAAAGGCACAAAAUCCAGGUUAAGAACAAGUCCAGACAACAAAGGAAAGUUCAUUGUAGUUGAAAUUUCUGGUCUGGACCUGCUUAUAGGACGUGACUUUAAGUUGAUACUGUACUGAAUAGUGUCGUUUACACUUCUUUGAUUAUGUGUAGCAAAUAAUUGAAUCUUAUUUCAUGUAAUUACAUUUAUCAGCACUGCAAUGAUGACCCGUUUGGUAGUUGCUAAUAAAUCGUGGUAAUGCGAAUGAAUUUUAAUUGUAAUGUUAAGGGAAGCACCCUUGAUAUCUCCAUGGGGAAACAAUUUCAAACCCCAAGUUUGCGUUUUUUCUACAUGAGAA